ACGCGGAGGCGAGGCGAUCCGGUGGCGCCGGAUUGCAAUCAGAGGGUUAAUAUCACUUUAAGACAUGUGAUCCUUUUCCCCGAGCCAAGGAUAUAUUGAAAUAGACUACCGGUACUUAACAGUACUGUAUAGGCGAUCCGUGCUUUCCUACGUACAUCUGCUUUUACUCCGCUCGGAGUGCAUUGGAGGGAAAGAAAGAGAGAGAUCGAGAGAGAGAGGAGGAGGAAAGAGAGCGAAAGGAGCGGGGGAAGAGGGAGGCUGAUCUGUCAUUAAACAUCCACCGAUCCUCCUCUUUAAGUGCCCUGGAAGCUGCAAAUUAUCUCAAGAUCACUUCAAAGGUCUCAUCAAGCAGAAGGUGACGCUCGGCGGUGAUGUAAAGGUGAAGAUGACAGGGUUUCCACCCCUCCAACCUGGGCGACUUUUCUGACAAGCCCUGUGCGGUACGGAGACUCGGCUGGGAUGGCGAUUCUUCUUGGACUCUUGGAAUAGAGGAUCGCUAAUCAGAACAAGGAAGAGAGAGGGGAGGGGGGAAAACUCACAAACACCCCCCCCAACCAAGCUUUGUUCGUCCUUCACACAAGGCAUCCGGAUCGAGAUUGUUGGCGAAGCGGCUAAUUUUCUGCCCCCCCCCAACCAACUCCGUCUCUCAGCCCAACCUCCUGUGGUGGUGCAAAUGGAUUUUAAAAAGUGUUAAUAUCUAUCUAUUUAUUUAUUUCUCUCUCUCUCUCUCCAAUGAACGCUCAUAGAGCGUUUUCCUCGGGGUUGGAAUACUCAGAGAAUGGCCAUGGUCUCUGCAAUGUCCUGGGUCCUGUAUUUGUGGAUAAGUGCCUGCGCCAUGCUGCUCUGUCAAGGGUCCCUUCACCACACUUUUCAGCAGCAUCAUCUGCACAGACCAGAAGGAGGAACGUGUGAAGUUAUAGCAGCGCAUAGAUGUUGUAAUAAGAAUCGGAUUGAGGAGAGAUCACAAACAGUAAAAUGCUCCUGUCUACCUGGGAAAGUGGCUGGGACAACGCGGAACAGACCAUCGUGUGUGGACGCAUCAAUAGUCAUUGGGAAAUGGUGGUGUGAGAUGGAGCCCUGCCUAGAGGGGGAGGAAUGCAAGACAUUACCCGACAAUUCAGGAUGGAUGUGUGCAACUGGCAAUAAAGUCAAGACUACCAGAAUUCACCCGAGAACCUAACAAAACAUCUUCUGACAGCAGCCAGAGAAGGAUCGCCUGACGAAAUAGGACAAAAGUCUUUAAACUUUUAACCAUCUCCAGCUUUUACAAGCCAAAUGGGAUUUUUUAAAAAUAAAUGCACUUUAACUCUGUACCAGAGGAAACAAUCAUGGCUUUAUUUAACGUGGAGUCAAAUACCUUAGGAAAAUAAAGCACCAGAUUUGACAGCAGAGAAAAGUAUGUGUUUCUCAGAAAGAGAAGGAAACACACAGUUCUUCAGAAGCAAAUUCUAUGCUUUUGAAACAGGAACAAAUGUCCUAUGAGUGUGGAUCUACAACUUUUCUUUGUACCAUUUACAAAUAUAUAAAUACAUACGGUAUUUUGAAAUAAAGUCUCUUUCAGAAACCGAGCAGAGCCACACUUUGCUGCAAUUGCUUUGUGACUCUCGCUUUUUGACAAAUACUGUACCGAGGAAGAGUUUAAGAGCCCAAGGAGAUAGUCGUGGGAAGAGAACAGAGAUGGAUAACUACAGACAAAAGAAUUUGAAUGUUGCUUCUUCUUUUUUUUUUUUAAGAAAAUUAUGAUUAUGAUUUCAACUGGACAUUCAAUUCCAUUUUCCUGUGUUCUGAAGUCCUUUUUCUUUUUCUCCUCGUGCGACAUUAGCAUGCUGGCUUUGCUUACAUUAACCAUACUUUAUACUUAAUUGAUAUGUAAUACUGGUUCUAUCCAAGGACAUCUUUGGGAGGGCAGUCAGCCAUCCCACAGAGGAGAGAAAGUUGACUUUCAAUAUUUAAAAAGGCACAAUCUCCAUUGGGAAGUUUCUUUGGUAGACUUUGUUAGACUGCGGGCAAUGUUAUUAAAGGAGCGCUGUACAGAUAAAUUGUUUAAAGACUUUGUAUAGCUGGUAAAGACAACCCUAGUAAAAAAAAAACAAAGCAAAAAAAAUCCUACUUCCAAUUUCAGUAGUUUGUGUUUUUUGCUCAUGAGAACAGUGACACUGUGUUUGGUUUUUUUAGAACAGACUGAUAU
This is a messenger RNA of Pogona vitticeps (central bearded dragon), 2188 nucleotides long. It is a transcript of the gene TAFA1, whose product is annotated as TAFA chemokine like family member 1. Gene Ontology annotation, molecular function: receptor ligand activity. Gene Ontology annotation, biological process: neuroblast differentiation; regulation of neuroblast proliferation. The record is from RefSeq and is a predicted model, not a curated record. Lineage: Eukaryota; Metazoa; Chordata; Lepidosauria; Squamata; Agamidae.